This is a messenger RNA of Clonostachys rhizophaga, 978 nucleotides long. NCBI's taxonomy places the organism in Eukaryota, Fungi, Ascomycota, Sordariomycetes, Hypocreales, Bionectriaceae. The record is from the annotation of a GenBank genome assembly.
AUGUCAGCGGACGAAGCCACUCAGGCAAAGCAGCGGAGGAAGCUCCAGAACCGGGUGAAUCAAAGAGCCCGGCGAUCCCGUUUAAAAGGAGAUGAUGAAAAGCCUCGCCGUCCAUUCGAAGUCACGCGCUGGCGCCUCGAUGACGAAAUGGCCGUAUCUGGCGUCCGAAGCGACCGGCAUACUAAUCCUGCAACUCGACACGAUGAUGCCCCAAAACAGAAAGGCUGGUCUCUUGAAACCUGCCACAUCCCACCCCUUAGUGCACAAGAUGCCGCGUUGGUAGAGAGAGAGCCGUUGCUGAGGCUGGCCUUACCGUAUCUUGCCCGGAAAACAUCGCCAUUGCAGGAUCAUCUUCUACACCUUAUCCACUUUAAUGUUCUGCGUGCCGUCUUCAGACUGAAAUUCAUCCUCGCGACCUCGACGGCAUUCUGCAUCGGAGGGAACACACCGGGAACUGAGCCUCAACUUGUGACGAUUGACGAUGCACACCCGAGCCGAGCUACACUUGUCCUUACAGCGCAAGACGAGGCAAACGGUCUCCCUUUAUCGGUUCGCCCCACGCCUCUUCAGAGUUCCAAGGAUCAUGCCACAUGGAUUGAUAUAAUACCUUUCCCAGCCAUGCGAGAUACCUUGAUCCGCUACGAAGCUGAGUAUGAUCAAGUUGAAUUCGGCAACGAUCUAGUGGGUGACCUUGUGGACUUUGCCAAUGUAUACCAACUUCAGCGCCCGAAACAACCACGCCUACCAGCCAAUAAGUCGUCUCGAUCGAUCAAUGAGACUGGGACCGUGACCGCUGGAACAAGGACGGGGAUGAUCGUUUGGGGCGAACCGCACCGUCCCGAAAACUGGGAGGUGACGCUGGGUUUUCUGCAGAAAUGGCCCUGGGCUCUCGCCGGUUGCCAGCCUUUGUUGGACUCGAGUAAUCGAUGGAGGGCACUCCGUGGCGAGGAGCCACUGCCUCAGAUUUAUGAACCUUGA